This is a messenger RNA of Paraphaeosphaeria sporulosa, 3210 nucleotides long. Its product is annotated as glycoside hydrolase. Bases 346 to 2982 code for a protein of 878 amino acids. Gene Ontology annotation, molecular function: beta-mannosidase activity. The transcript has a single exon. The record is from RefSeq and is a predicted model, not a curated record. Gene Ontology annotation, biological process: glycoprotein catabolic process; carbohydrate metabolic process. NCBI's taxonomy places the organism in Eukaryota, Fungi, Ascomycota, Dothideomycetes, Pleosporales, Didymosphaeriaceae.
CCCGGCCGUUCGGUCCCCUCACUCUUGAUAACCAAUCACUAGCCAUGUCACGUCGCAUUCUGUCGUUGCACGGGUGUUCCAUCGCUUACACGAGUAUCAGGGAAGCCGGUAGCUCAUCGCCCGAGCAAGUCGUAAUAGCGGGCGAUAGCAAUUAGGCUCUCGUGGAUCGUUACCAUGUUGAGACAGGCGUUGGAUCCCCCGCACUAGGCGUCCACCAAGCCGAUGCAAGCCUCGGAAAAUAACCGAACGAGACUCCUUGGCGAUGAUUCAGCGCGGCAUACCCUUUUCGCUCGCAGCACGAACCGUACUUCAUUAUUCUUGGGUAGAGACUUGUGCGUAGACAGUAUGGCUGUGUCGCGCUUCCAGUUGAAGUCCGGUUGGGCGUUUAAGAAGGGAUGUCGCAACUCCGACGCAGAGUACCUCCCCGCGAACGAUCUCCCCACCGAAGUACAUUUGGACCUACUUACGAACGAGAAGAUUGCCGAUCCCUUCAAAGACCUUAAUGAACUCUCUGUCCGCUGGAUUGGCGAAGAAACAUGGACCUAUCGAACGACGUUUACCGCUCCUCCGGAUUAUGGGAAGCGCGGCAUUACCACAAUCCUGAGGUUUGGCGGCUUGGAUACCUUCGCGCACGUCUUUAUCAACGGAAAGCCUCUCUUUGAUUCAGACAACAUGUUCAUAGAACAUGUCGUCGAUGUGACCGGCAGUCUGGAUAUCGACAACGGUGCGGAACAGAUUCUCGAGAUUACAUUUGAUUCAGCGAGGCAGAAGGGUCUCGAGCUUGUCAAGGAGCAUAAGGAGCACAGGUUCAUCGUGCAUCAGACAGAAAUCUCGAGAGGCCCUGUCAGAAAAGCACAGUAUGAUUGGGGCUGGGAUUGGGGUCCAAUACUCAUGACUGCUGGGCCCUGGAAACCGAUUGUACUCGAAACCUUUGAAUCGAGGAUUGUCGAUGUAUGGGUUGAGUAUGAGAUUGAUGAGGACCUGAAGCAAGUGGAAGGCAGAGUCUUUGUCGAGAUGGAGGGGUCGGGAAAACUUGAUGCGGACAUCUCCAAAGACAGGCAAUCGUUGGAGAAGCUUGAUGAUUUCAAGCCGACGACGAAACCUGGUGUGGUGAGCGCUGACUUCGAGCUUCCGGAUGCCUCUCUCUGGUGGCCGCGUGGGUAUGGCUCACAGCCUCUAUAUGUCAUUUCCGUCACGCUGCGUUCGGCUUCAGCAUCCACCAAAGCAGACACAGUUCUCGAUGAAGCAGACAAGACUAUAGGUUUCCGAAAAGUUGAGUUGGUGCAGGAAGAUGACAGUCAUGGCACAUCUUUCUAUUUCCGCAUCAACGAUGUCGACAUAUUCUGCGGCGGCAGUUGUUGGAUUCCGGCUGACUCAUUCCUUACGCGUACGACCUCUUCAUUCUAUCGAGCCUGGAUGAAGCAAGCAGCUGAGGGCAACCAAGCUAUGGUCCGGAUAUGGGGAGGUGGAAUCUACGAACAAGACUCCCUUUUCGAGGCGGCAGACGAGUUUGGUGUGCUCAUAUGGCAAGACUUUGCUUUCGCUUGCGCAAAUUAUCCUGCUCAUCGUUCCUAUCUCGCUUCCGUGGAGGUCGAAGCGCGACAAAACGUGCGAAGACUACGUAACCAUCCCAGUCUCAUCAUAUGGGCGGGCAACAACGAAGAUUACCAAAUCGUCGAGCGUUAUGGCUUGGAGUACAACUACACCACCGACAAAGAUCCGGAGUCGUGGCUCAAGACUAAUUUUCCGGCUCGCUACAUAUACGAAUACUUGCUCCCCAAGGUCAUCCGUGAAGAAACGAAAGGCGUUCCAUAUCAUCCAUCUUCCCCCUUCGGAAACGGCACUUCCACGACGCUUAAGGUUGAUCCGACUGUUGGGGAUAUACAUCAGUGGAAUGUCUGGCACGGGACUAUGGAACCCUACCAACGCCUGCCGCGAAUGGCUGGCCGCUUUGUAUCCGAAUUUGGCAUGGAAGCCUAUCCUCACGUGUCUACAUUGGAAAAAGCUAUUACCGAUCCUGAUGAGCGUUACCCAGGCUCUAUGGCCAUGGACUUUCGCAACAAAGCAAUUGGACACGAGCGGCGUCUGGUGUCAUACGUCGCUGAAAAUUUCCGCAUUCGAUAUGAUCUUGAGGGGUUCACACACCUGACACAGAUCAUGCAAGCGGACGCGCUGACGUGGGCAUACCGCUCUUGGCGUCGUGACUGGAAACAGCACGGCAACAGGAAAGUUGGCGGCGUAUUGGUGUGGCAACUGAACGACUGUUGGCCAACGAUGAGCUGGGCAGUUAUAGACUACUAUGGUGUACCCAAGCCCGCCUAUUAUGCCAUCAAGCGCACCUUGGAGCCGCUGGUCGUUGGUGUACAGAGAAAGGUGAACGAUUGGACUGUGCGACUUGCCGAUGAGCUUUGGCAGCGCGACACAAGCCACAUCGAUAUGCGUAAGAUAUGGGAGGAUGUACAAUUUGACAUCUGGGUGGCGAGCAAUAUGCGCGAGAGCAUCAACGGAAAUAUAACGGUUCAAUUCAUAUCCGUCAGAACCGGUAAAGAGAUCCUUAAUCCGCUGGAGAGAGCAGUCCGAAUUGAAACGAAUGGCACCACGGAAGUUUUUGAGAAUGAAAAGGUCAAUGUGCCCAACGCGCAAGAUCCAGACAAGCCUUUCGAUACCUCUAAUGCGGAUCCAUUCAUCAUAUACACCACACUCACAAUCCAUGAUAAGCAGGUAGCCAGCGACGUUUCAUGGCCCGAGCCAAUUAAGUAUCUUAGUUUCCCGGAUCGUGGAGUAACGGUUGAAUAUUCGGACGACAAGAAAAAAGUCUUCGUGUCUGCUGAAAAACCUGUCAAGGGCUUUGUAUUUGCUGAGAAGGAAGGUCUGAAGCUGUCCGAUAAUGGGUUCGACUUGGUUCCGGGAAGAAGGACAGAAGUGCAUGUGCAAGGAAGCGCGGCCGAUGGAUUACAGUGGAGAUACGUCGGUAGCUCUUAGUCUUCGAUGGUCGCGUCACCGAUGGAUACUUCUUCUCAUCGUCCACACACGUGAAUUUUCUUUAUUCUUGACUUUUCACCAGCGAAGGCGGAGUCCGCAGCCACCACCUAAUAGCUAUGAAUUGUACACUCAUAGAAACAUGCAGCCCGGCCGUGAAGGAGCCAUGGCAAGUUCAUCAGUUUACGUGGAUUCCAGAUCACGAUAUCUUCGCGUACAUUGCGACAUGCU